Molecule: messenger RNA, 1977 nt
Organism: Apodemus sylvaticus (European woodmouse)
Lineage: Eukaryota; Metazoa; Chordata; Mammalia; Rodentia; Muridae
Gene: Gps1
Product: G protein pathway suppressor 1
Exons: 14
Coding region: 69-1649 (526 amino acids)
Cellular component (GO): COP9 signalosome
Source: RefSeq, a predicted model, not a curated record
GCCCCCGCCUCGCGCGCCAACGCUUUUCGUGCGGGUGCUGGCCUCGCAGAGAGGUGCGUCAGGCCAAGAUGCGGGGCAGCCCGGCGCCCAGCUCUGCCUCGUCGUCGGCCUCCGACCUGAGCCGCAGCCCUGCGCACAGCAGGUCCGACCUGCGGCCCGGCACGUCGGGCGACUACAGCCUGAGCGCCAGCCUGUCGGCCUGCACGCUACUUUCCGAGGGGGCCGUGGAACCCAUGCAGAUUGAUGUAGACCCUCAGGAAGAUCCCCAGAACGCACCUGAUGUCAACUACGUGGUGGAGAACCCCACCCUGGAUCUGGAGCAGUAUGCAGCCAGCUACAGCGGACUGAUGCGAAUUGAGCGGCUACAGUUCAUUGCUGACCGUUGCCCUCCACUCCGGGUAGAGGCCUUGAAAAUGGCUCUGUCGUUCGUGCAGAGGACCUUCAAUGUAGACAUGUAUGAAGAGAUACACCGGAAGCUGUCUGAGGCUACCAGGGAGCUGCAGAAUGCACCUGAUGCCAUCCCUGAGAGUGGAGUGGAGCCACCACCCCUGGACACAGCCUGGGUAGAGGCCACGCGGAAGAAGGCCCUGCUGAAACUGGAGAAGCUGGACACAGACUUGAAGAACUACAAGGGCAACUCCAUCAAAGAGAGCAUCAGGCGCGGCCAUGAUGACCUGGGUGAUCACUACCUGGACUGCGGGGACCUCAGCAAUGCCCUCAAAUGUUACUCGCGAGCCCGAGACUACUGUACCAGCGCUAAGCAUGUCAUCAACAUGUGCCUCAACGUCAUCAAGGUCAGUGUGUACUUGCAGAAUUGGUCUCAUGUGUUAAGUUAUGUCAGCAAGGCCGAGUCUACUCCAGAGAUUGCCGAGCAGCGUGGAGAGCGGGACAGCCAGACGCAGGCUAUCCUCACCAAGCUCAAGUGUGCUGCCGGCUUGGCUGAGCUGGCCGCACGGAAGUACAAGCAGGCUGCUAAGUGUUUCCUCCUCGCUUCCUUUGAUCACUGUGACUUCCCAGAGCUGCUGUCCCCCAGCAAUGUGGCUGUGUAUGGUGGCCUGUGUGCCUUAGCCACCUUUGACCGGCAGGAGCUGCAGCGCAAUGUCAUCUCUAGCAGCUCCUUCAAGUUGUUCCUGGAGCUGGAGCCACAGGUCAGAGACAUCAUCUUCAAAUUCUACGAGUCCAAGUAUGCUUCAUGCUUGAAGAUGCUGGAUGAGAUGAAGGACAACCUGCUCUUGGACCUGUACCUGGCCCCCCACGUCAGGACACUGUACACCCAGAUUCGUAACCGGGCUCUUAUCCAAUACUUCAGCCCCUAUGUGUCAGCUGACAUGCACAAGAUGGCUGCAGCCUUCAACACAACAGUUGCAGCUCUGGAAGAUGAGCUGACGCAGCUCAUCCUGGAGGGGCUCAUUAAUGCCCGCAUCGACUCUCACAGCAAGAUACUGUAUGCUCGAGAUGUGGAUCAGCGCAGCACCACCUUUGAGAAAUCCCUGCUGAUGGGCAAGGAGUUCCAGCGCCGUGCCAAAGCCAUGAUUCUGAGGGCAGCUGUGCUACGUAACCAGAUCCACGUGAAGUCUCCUCCUAGAGAAGGGAGCCAAGGGGAGCUGACUCCAGCAAACAGCCAGUCACGGAUGAGCACCAACAUGUGAAAUGCACCCACGACUGUCAGACGGGAGUCUGCACACCUACUCUGCCUGUGGAAGCAGCGCCCGGGCCCCCAGACUGUGUGGUUCAUUAGAGCAGUCUGGCCAAUGGGAUGCCAGUUCGUUGCCUUCCACUCUGAGGCUGCACUGCAGCCUCUGCUGUGGGCGGCAGCCUGCCCAUAUGGCUACUCGGCCUGACUCUAGGUUUCUGUCCCAGUGAAACAGACCAUGUGCAAUUCCCAGGUAAGGGAACCUCAGACCCUUCCUGUCCAUGUAGUUCUGACUGCAGCAGUGUCACUAACCAAGUAGUCCAUUAAAGUACAGAUUGAUCAUU